GCGUCAAUAUGGCCGUCGGUAGUUGACUAGGGUGUUUGUUUGCUGAUUAUUUAAGUCGUUUUUAAACACGUUAAACACUUUAACAAAAUGAAUAUGUCAGUGGAGAAAAAGAAGUACCCGUCGGCGUUACCAACAAAUUGGCCGACGAGAGAGGAAACCACUAGAAAAAGUCAAAACCAAUUGUCAACCACGGGAAAGGUUGACGUUUUCUAUUAUAGUCGUGGAGUAAGAAACGACGCAUCGUUAGUACCACCGAUAAGACAAACGGCAUCCAUUUUCAAACAACCAGUGACCAUUUAUAAAACGCAAGAGGGAAAAGUAAAAGACAUCAAGCUUGGAAAUCAAGAAAAACCAAAACAGGAAGGAGCCGAUAAAACUGAUGGCAAAUAUGGCUCCCAAGAUAAGCCUAAGCAGUUAUUUUGGGAAAAACGUUUGGAGGGUUUAAGGGCAUGCGAUCCAGAUGGUUUUGAAUUUGAUGCAAUGGAUUUACCAAAAAGUUUAAAACCAGUGGGACCGUAUAUUACGGACGAAACUUUAUUACAAAGUGUUGCUACGGCUCUACAUGUUUCAUCUCAACCAGUCACGGGACAAACUGGUUCAAAAACAGCUUUAGAGAAGAAUCCCGGGGUAUUUCUUAAUCCUGAUCAACCCCUUGUACAGGCCGUUUCGAUAGCGGACGAAGAUAUCAAGAGACAAGAAGACCGAGUCGCUCUGGCGAGAAAAAAGUUACAAGACGCGCUGCGGGGGGUUCCUACAUAAAUUGUACAAUUUUGUUAGCUGUAUUUUCAUUCGCUCAUCCCUAACCUUAAGUUCCUUAUAAAUUAUGUCAUAUCAAUUUUGAUAAUAAAUGUUUCGUAAAGAAGUAAAAAUCA
Colletes gigas is the source of this 872-nucleotide messenger RNA. RefSeq names its product methyl-CpG-binding domain protein 2 (gene MBD-like). NCBI's taxonomy places the organism in Eukaryota, Metazoa, Arthropoda, Insecta, Hymenoptera, Colletidae. The record is from RefSeq and is a predicted model, not a curated record. The transcript is spliced from 5 exons. The coding region runs from base 88 to 759 and encodes 223 amino acids.